This is a messenger RNA of Camellia sinensis, 1912 nucleotides long. Its product is annotated as protein ABCI7, chloroplastic. The record is from RefSeq and is a predicted model, not a curated record. NCBI's taxonomy places the organism in Eukaryota, Viridiplantae, Streptophyta, Magnoliopsida, Ericales, Theaceae. Gene Ontology annotation, biological process: iron-sulfur cluster assembly.
UGAGCAUUUGUUUUCAGCGAAUGGGGGAGUCCACGUCACUGGGGUCGGAGCCACUGAGGGUCUGAAGCACUUCUCUUAUUCUUUAAGGAAGGAAGCCGAAAGUCGCCGUCCACAUUUUACUCUCUCUCUCUCUCUCCCCAACGAAACCACCAUUAAUGGCUGCUUCAAUCAUCACAACAACCUUUCACGUAAAACCAACCCAAUCUGUAAAGAUAUCUACAUCACCAUAUCUAUCAAAAUUCACAAAACCCAGAACAACAACCAAAAUAAAGGUCUCUCUCACCCCAGUUGCAACUCUUUCCGAUCCAUUUGUCCUCCAAAUCGCAGAAACCCUAGAAGACUCUCUAUCUUCCACCUCCACUUCUUCACCACCAUCCCCUCUUCAAAAGCUCAGAGACACCUCUUCACAGUCCCUCCUUUCAACCCCAUGGCCGUCCCGCAAAGACGAGCCCUUCCGAUUCACUGACACUUCCUUCGUAAAACUCUCUCAGAUUCAACCCAUUUCACACCCACCUCAAUCUUUCAAUUCUUUGGGUGUUUCCACAGAUACCCAUUUGCCCACCCUCACAAUUGUUGAUGCGUUCAAUGUAAAUUCUCUAUCCCAAUUACAGAAUUUGCCUAAUGGAGUGUUUGUUGGUAGUUUAUCUAGCCUCAAUUCAGAGGCUAUAAUGAAAAGGGUGUCUGAAUUUGAGUCCAGUUUUGAAGGAGACUUGUUUUGGUCUCUUAAUGGAGUUGGUGCUCCGGAUUUGAUUGUUGUGUAUGUUCCAGAGGAGUGUAGAGUAGAGAGUCCUUUGCAUUUGAGGUAUUAUUCGAUUGAAGGGGGCGAUAGCGGAUCGAAGAAGUUGCCCAUUUCGAACCCGAGGGUUUUGGUGUUGGUGGAGAAGGGAGGGGAGAUUGGAAUAGUUGAGGAGUAUGUAGGAGGUGAUGGGGAGAAGUGUUAUUGGGCAAAUUCAGUUACAGAAGUUGUGAUUGGAGAAGGGGGAAAGGUUAGUCAUUCUUACAUUCAAAGCCAGUCUUUGAAUGCUGCACAUUUCAAGUGGACUUCGGUUCGGCAGGAAUCAGCAAGCUCCUACGAGCUCAUAGAGGUAAGCACCGGAGGGAAGUUGAGCAGACACAAUCUUAAUGUUCAGCAAGUUGGCCCAGAUACGGUAACAGAGUUAUCAACUUUUCACCUGUCUGUCGGUGAUCAAACACAAGAUCUGCAUAGUAGACUUGUGUUGGACCACCCACGAGGGUUUUCUCGGCAACUUCACAAGUGUAUUGUGGCUCAUUCUCUUGGACAAGCUGUAUUUGAUGGGAAUAUCAAGGUCAACAGAUAUGCACAGCAGACAGAUGCUGGGCAACUUACAAGAAGCCUUCUUCUUGAGCCUCGUGCAACCGUAAAUGUCAAGCCCAAUCUCCAGAUCAUUGCCGAUGAUGUAAGGUGCUCCCACGGAGCUGCAAUAAGUGACCUAGAAGAAGACCAACUGUUCUACUUCCAGGCUCGUGGAGUUGACUUGGAGACAGCUAGAAGAGCUCUCAUCUUCUCUUUUGGAGCUGACGUGAUUGAGCGUUUGCCUUACGCUUUCCUCCAAAAGAAAGUUGAAAGUCAGAUCAAAGAGUUGCUUGAUCCUACACUCAAAAGUUCGCUGUGAGAGAGGAUAGAUUGUGUAGAAAUCUGAAUUUGUUCUGUAAAUUAUCACUAUUUUACAGAAGAAAAGUGUGUUCCUAUUAGAAUUAAAGGAAGUUUUGUGAUAUUGAAAGUGAAUUGUGCUUAAUGUGCCUCCCUUCCUUCCUCUCUAACAAGAACCAAAAGGAGGGGGGGGGGGAUGGGUUAACAUUUGUUUGUAAAAGUUCGCUCUCUUCCCAAACCUAACAAUUGUAAUUACUGUUAUUUUGUAAUUUUCUUGUUGAUUCUGCAUCUUGAAAUGAA